AUGGCGCGGCCAAAACGCCGAGGAAGCCGGCACCGGUAUGCACCGACGUCUCGACCUUCAACGCGUCUACCUGACGCUCAGCCUGGGUUAAGUGAGAGCGAAGCUCAUGAUUCGCCUCUACCUACUCUCGACCCUGUUGUUCCAUACCAAAUUCAGAUUCCGGAUGAAGGGGCCGCAUUGAGCGCUGCGUUGCCUUCGUUAGCGGCUACACCAAGCUCGGAGGCAGCAGCACCAAGCUUAGCAUCAACUCCGAACGUCCUCGUCACGGUGUUGGGCACUGCCACGGACAGUGAGAGCAACUCGGCUUCAUUGCUAUCUACUGUACCACGUACAGCAACCUCAGCCUCAUCUACGGCAACGACAAGGCCGCGCUCGGCCGAGAGAGAAGGCAGAACGAAGAUAUAUUGUAUGUGA
Molecule: messenger RNA, 414 nt
Organism: Phytophthora nicotianae INRA-310
Lineage: Eukaryota; Oomycota; Peronosporomycetes; Peronosporales; Peronosporaceae
Exons: 1
Coding region: 1-414 (137 amino acids)
Source: RefSeq, a predicted model, not a curated record